GCCUCACCCCCGCCCUCCCGGGAAGAACCGCAGAGCCCAGGCCUGUUUGGGUGAGAGGCUGUUACAUAAGCCGUCUGUGGGAGACGAGGUUGCCGCUGGGCCUGGCUCCCCUCCCCGCCCCCCCCCCCACAUCACGAGCCUCCGGCCCUGGGUGGAGGCCAAGCCUGGCCCAUAAAUAGGGGUCUCCUCGGCACCGGCUGCUCCUCCGGCUCCGCGGCUUCCGUGGGUGUCCCGCAGCCCCAAACCCAAGCCCAGGACGCCGGCUCUGCGUGGAGAGGAUGGCCGCUCAGGGCGUGCUGUGGGUGGGCCUGCUUCUCCUGGGGGUCUCGGGGGUCCCGCAGACCCAGGCCAAGGACCAGGACACCCUGCAGCCCUAUUUCCAGCCGGACAAGUUCCUGGGGCCCUGGUACAGCGUGGGCCUGGCUUCCAACGCCAGCUGGUUCCUGGAGAAGAAGAACGUGAUGUCCAUGUGCAAGACCACGGUGGCCCCCUCCGCAGACGGCAGCCUGAACCUCACCUCCACCUUCCUCCGGAAGAACCAGUGUGAGACCCGGGCCAUGCAGCUGCAGCCCACCGAGCGCCCGGGCCGGUACAACUACCACAGUCCCCACUGGGGCAGCAUCCACUCCGUGUCCGUGGUGGAGACCAACUACGACGAGUACGCCGUGCUGUACACCCAGGGCACCCAGGGCCCCCACCAGGACUUCCGCAUGGCCAGCCUCUACAGCCGCACCAAGACCCUAAAGGACAAGCUGAAGGAGGACUUUGCUGCCUUUUGCAAGUCCCAGGGCUUCACAGAGGACAGCAUUGUCUUCCUGCCCGAGCCCGCAGAUAAGUGCAUCAAUGAGCCCGAGUAGGAGCUGCACAGGGCCAGCUCCGCUAGGUGACCCGGUCAUCAGGACUCUGCCGCUCCGCCCCUCCCUCCAGACCCCAGGCCCCCGGUGCCUCCGCCCCUGCAGCUGUGACCCUGGCUCUGAGGAAUAAACUUUGAAGCAAGUCA
Molecule: messenger RNA, 1000 nt
Organism: Perognathus longimembris pacificus (Pacific pocket mouse)
Lineage: Eukaryota; Metazoa; Chordata; Mammalia; Rodentia; Heteromyidae
Gene: Ptgds
Product: prostaglandin D2 synthase
Exons: 7
Coding region: 279-857 (192 amino acids)
Molecular function (GO): small molecule binding
Source: RefSeq, a predicted model, not a curated record